Bactrocera oleae (olive fruit fly) is the source of this 1706-nucleotide messenger RNA. Its product is annotated as solute carrier family 35 member G1. NCBI's taxonomy places the organism in Eukaryota, Metazoa, Arthropoda, Insecta, Diptera, Tephritidae. The record is from RefSeq and is a predicted model, not a curated record. Gene Ontology annotation, cellular component: membrane.
GCAACUCUUUUCGAAGGUGUAAUAUUGAGGUAAUAUAACAUAAGGCGUUCCUGCGUGUAAUUAAAAAUCUGGGACGAAUAGUGCGAGGGAAAUCGAUUUUUCCAUCUAUACCAACAACCCCUUCUAAAAGUAACCAGAUUUGUUGUGAAAACCAUAAAGUUAGUAUGCCUUUCUCACUGCAUCACUGUUGGGGUACAUCGAAAUUACUCUUAGCCUGCUAAGCAAAAAACUCACAACAAAUUAUUAAAUGAUGCCUGAAAAUUUAGAACUGCAUCAGUUUGUCGACGGUUUUCGUCAUGGCGAAGCUUCACACAGACUACUUACGCAUCUCAAAGCAACACUUAAUUGCCCUUAUUUGGGUAUUAUACUAGCUACUCUCUCCUCGCUUUUUUUCUCGCUAUGUUCGGCUAUAGUGAAGGGUCUCGUGGACGUAAAUCCAAUGGAGCUUGCUUCAUUUCGGUUUAUUGGUGUACUACUUCCCGCAAUACCCAUCGUUGUCUACAAUCGAUACCCGGUAUUUCCUGAAGGCAAACGUGUAAUAUUAUUGCUACGCUGCUUUAUGGGCACGACCGGAUUAAUGUUAAGUUUUUACGCUUUUCGUCAUAUGCCACUCGCCGAUGCUAGUGUUAUAAUCUUCUCGACGCCAGUAUUUGUUGCCAUUUUUGCGCGGGUAUUUCUCAAGGAGCAAUGCAACCUCUUCAACAUAGUGACUAUCUUACUUACUCUCGUUGGCGUAGUGCUAAUUACACGACCACCUUUUGUCUUUGGUGAUGCUGCCCCUUCAAUGGAGACUGAACGCUUUUCAGGGAAAACCUACGAUAUUUGGGGCCCAGUUGCUGCCAUAUCAUCCACACUAUUUGGUGCCAAUGUGUAUAUAUUGCUUAGAGCCCUUAAAGGGCUACAUUUCUCCGUCAUCAUGACAAAUUUUGGUGCUUUUGCCCUGGUGUAUACAUUUAUUGUGUGCGGAUCGAUUGGUGCUUUGUGCUGGCCAGCAUGUGGACGAGAUCGUUGGCUUGUGGUGGUUCUGGGCAUAUUUAGCUUUUUGGGUCAAAUAUUACUUACAUUGUCACUGCAAAUGGAGCAAGCUGGACCAGUGGCUAUUGCACGUUGUGCAGAUAUUGUAUUCGCAUUUAUAUGGGAAAUAAUGUUUUUUGGGGAAACUCCCACUGGAUUUUCACUUUUAGGCGCCUUGUUAGUAGUGAGUUCAGUAAUCUUGACAGCUCUUAAGAAAUGGGCUUUGUCGCUGCCACGGGAGUCCACAGCUAGAAAACGACUACGAUAUUUAUUACUAAAUUAAAAACAUAUAAUAACUUUCUUAAUAGAGCAUACAAGUAAUACGACGUUAAUAAUAGAAGCGCAUUGUGGUUUCUCUCAUAGGAUGAUAAUUAUAAUAUUGCAUCUUCGUAGUAAUUAAUAUAUUAAAAGUAAUUAUUAAGACACGAAUCAACUAAUAUGCGUUGGCAAAACCAAUGAAUCUACUCUUUAUAUUGUAAUUAAUUCAAAUGAGGCUGGCAUAUAAAUAAAUAUAAAAGUAAACAAUCUUUAAAUUAUAAAAAAAAAUAAUACGUAAUUACGUCAUGCACUGAAUACAACAUGACUAAAAGAAAUAUACCUACCAAUAAAUAAUUUUGCGUGAUGUGUUUUAUAUUGAUCCUGUUCAUUAACAAUAAAUUUUAUUUGUAUUGUUGCAGACAGCAUGAAGAUAA